Molecule: messenger RNA, 330 nt
Organism: Daucus carota subsp. sativus
Lineage: Eukaryota; Viridiplantae; Streptophyta; Magnoliopsida; Apiales; Apiaceae
Exons: 1
Coding region: 1-330 (109 amino acids)
Source: RefSeq, a predicted model, not a curated record
AUGGAUGUCUAUCAGAUACCGGACCUGGUCAGGUGUAGGUUCCUGGCAACUACCUUGAGGGAUAGUGCACAACAGUGGUUCCAGAAGUUGGGUGAAGGAGUGAUCACCAACCGGGCCGAUAUGCAAGGUUUGUUCUUGAUGCAAUUUCAGGCAGCGACUAAGUAUGCACCGACGGUGACCGCUCUUGCAAAUAUAAGGCAAAAAGAAAACGAGAGCUUAUCAGCUUAUUUCAAGAGAUUCAAUCAGGAAGCGAUCAGUGUCACAGGCGCCACGGAUGAUAUAUUGAAAAGUUUCCUGAUAGCCGGCUUACAGAUAGGAAGAGACUUUUAG